Molecule: messenger RNA, 4656 nt
Organism: Chiloscyllium plagiosum (whitespotted bambooshark)
Lineage: Eukaryota; Metazoa; Chordata; Chondrichthyes; Orectolobiformes; Hemiscylliidae
Product: caspase recruitment domain-containing protein 11-like
Biological process (GO): regulation of apoptotic process
Cellular component (GO): cytoplasm
Molecular function (GO): CARD domain binding
Source: RefSeq, a predicted model, not a curated record
CCCCACAUACCUCCGCCAGCUGAGCUUUCUGAAGUGUAGCUGCCUCAGUCAGUGAUCAGCUCUGAUUCCAACCCCCCCUUCCUUCAGCGCCCCCCACCCCGGGACUGGAUCCUCAGCUCAGCAGAAAGACAUAACUUCCCCUCUGUCCCCGACUUGGAGGUUUUUAACUCUACCCCUGACACUCGUCUUCGUCUGAGCCAGGACUACGCCAAGGUUCUUGACUUUCGAGACAGUAGCUGGAGCCUAUCGCUCCCCAGACUCAUGAAUGCUGAAAAGGAGACGAUGGAGGGUGAUGAUAGUCUGACCUGGGAGAGGGAAGAGGACGAACAGGAGCAGCUGUGGGAGAAAAUUGAGAGCAAACGCCACAUUCUGACCAAGACCAUCUACCCCAGCAAGCUGACGGCGUACCUCCGGCAGUGCAAAGUCAUCGACGAGGAGGACGAGGAUGAGAUCCUAUGCUCCCACCUGCUGACCUCCCGAAGGGCUCGUGCAAGCCGCCUUCUGGACAUUUUGCGUUCUCGAGGUAAACCUGGAUAUGAGGCCUUUUUGGAGAGCCUGGAACUUUACUACUCUGAAUUGUACAAGUUAGUAACUGGCAAGGAGCCAACCAGAUGUUGCUCAGUACUGGUCGUCGAAGAGGGUUACGAGGGGUUGACGCAGUUCCUGAUGGGUGAGGCGGUCAAGAUGCAGAAACAACUGAGGGACAAAGCCAUGGUGAUCCACCAACUCCACAGCAAGUGCGAGAUGCUGCAGGAGAGUAACAAGCAACUGAGCCAUGGCCACCUGGAGCUGAGGAGCCUGCAGGAACGCUACAGCAAGCUGAAGGAGGAGUUCAACCUCCACAACAACGAGCUGAACAAGAUCAAGGAGGAGAACUACCUGCUGGCUCUGCGCUACGCCCAGCUCAACGAGGAGAAGAGCAUGGCGGUGUCGAGGAGCCGGGAGCUGCAGCUGGAGACUGACCAAAUGAGAUGCAGACUGUAUGGGAUUGAGGAGGAGUGUCUGAUGGCCCGUAGACUCUCCAACAAGCUGAAGAAAGACAUUGAGAACAUGCCAAGCAGGCAAAGUGUCAUAAAAUUGCAACAUGACAAGGACCAGCUGCAAACCAGAGUCCAUGAGCUCCAACACUUUGUACAGGUCAGGAACAAUCUCCUCAGCCCAGAGAAGGCACUUCUGGAUAUCAUGGAUCAGGAUCGAAAGGAAGCUCUUGAGGACAGACAGGAGUUGGUCAAGAAGUUCCAUAACACUGCCAUGGAACUACACCAGGCAGAGGAACUCCGAGACAAGUACCUGAAAGAGAAAGAAGAAUUUGCACUCCAGUCUGCGAUGCUCCUGAAAGAGUGCCAGAUGCACAAGCGAAGGAUUGCUAGCAUUUUACAACAACUGGAAGAAGUGGAGAAGGAGCGAGACAAGGCACUAAAGGCCCGCGAUGAGGCACAGACUGCUUACGCCCAAAGCAUGGUUGAUAAUAGCAGGUAUCGGCGGCAGGUAUGGGCAAUGGAAGAGAAAUUGGACAAUGUUCAGAUGGAGCUGGCAAGGAAGGAAGCAGAGAUUGACAGCUUACAAUCCCAGCUACACCAACUGCGAGAGGGCAACAGUACUGUGGACGUUUUGGAUCCCUAUGACCUGCUGAGCAGCCGUUUCGAUUUUAUUGACUAUCCCGAGGACUGGAACAGCACAGACCAGGAGCAAGAGCCAUUUCCAAAGUUCAGCAGGCGCCGCUGCACCAAGAGAUUGGAUUCGUCAUCAACACAGAGCAGGGAUCUUCCAGUGAGUGAAUAUGGUGAAGAGUUGUCCCCAGUGGAGUUGUUGUGGAGCGAUAUUGAACACGAGAGGGAGAUGAAUAGAUUAUCCAUGAUGCCAUUCCCACCUUGCAAAGAAUCUAUGAUGAGGCGACUCAGACAAGAGGAACCAGCCAGCAGGUUUGAAUCUUGGCCACUCAGCAGCUCGACGGAGAAUGAGGACAGCAGUCCAGAUGAAGGUCACCUGCUUAGCUUCUCCCUCAAUCCUAAUUUGUUUGGAGCCAGCUUUCACCCACAGUCAGAAGAUCCGAGCAAACUAGCCGUCAGUGAUCAAGACGACAGAAAUGAAAAGAGGACGCAUUCUCUCUCCCUAUCACUGCCCGACCUCUCGAACCUGAUCUACAGUGUUAAACACGACUGUGAGGAUGCCAGCGGGUCUGCCAUCUUCACCCAGGAGAGCUCGGAACUGGACAAGCUGGACGAUGGAACAAAGCACAGAAUAUCGCGACGCAACUGUACCAGAAAGGGCGCGCAUUGGAAGGUCAGGAGGAACCCGACAGCAGAUCCCCUCGAAGAUCAGCAGCAGCAAGAGGGUCACAUGAGGCUUGAGCAGGUCCUGGAAGAUGAGGAGUCAAUGUCUCAAGGUUCGUUCUACAUCCGGGUUAACCUGAACAUCCUCGGCCAAGUGGACAACUGCUCACUGCAGGUGAAGUGUGAUGAGAUCCUGCACGUUCUGGACACCGGCCAACACACAAAAUAUGAGUGGCCGUGCGCCCGAGUCGACCCAUUUACCAAGAAGGAUCUGGAGCAUGGAACCAUCCCCAGCUACAGCAGAGCUUACCAGCUCCUCCUGCUUAAAAUCUACGCACUGACAGCAAACGUUGAGAAGAAAGAGAGGGCGAGAAAGUUUGCGAAGAACAACAUUAAGGUGAAGAAGGUGUGUUCAGAUCGAGUGAGAAUUGUACCUGCGAGUCUCCCCCGAUAUCUGCCUAGUGCCUGUAACCCUACUCUCAGAUCCUGGUAUGAAAAUAAGGAUGAGAAGAUCUUGCCGUACAGUCUGGUUCAGCCAAUCACCGUCUGGCAAAAGCGGCCGGUUAUCAUCAUGCCCACGGUGUUGGCCAAAGCGUUGAUGCACCGUCUGCUUCAGUCUCCACCCGCAUCAGAGUUCAACAUGGUGCAGCCAGAAAUUGUCACUGAAGAGCAGCUGAAGACAAAGACAAGGUUCUCUCUACAGAAGAUCAGGAAUCAGACCACAUUCGAGUGCAUUACACUUGAAACUAUCAGAGAUGUUAUAGCCAAGGACCGACACGGUCUGCUGCCAAUAGGAGUGCACUCUGCUAAGGACCUAAUUACGGAGAAGAUCUACACAAUCAUUAUACAUAUCAAAGUGACCACAAAAAACAUCAAGAAAUUAAGGAAACUGGCUCCAAAGUCCUGCAGCAGCGACGAUGAGUUCCUCAAGCUGUACCGCAUUGAGCAGAAGCACUUAGAGACCGUGCCAUGCCUCUCUGCCACUGUGGAGCCCAACGCAUGGACCAGCGUCGAGGAGCUCAUCAAGUUCGUGAAGACCAGCAUCCUCCAGGAACAGCAGAAGAUUGUCUGGAUCGAGCAGAACAAGUUGUUGCUGGACAUUGAGAGCUUGUCAUCAGCCGACCUGACCAGCCAAUCAGAUGUUUCCAGUUGUCUGUAGUGGAGUCGGCUGGAGAUCACUCUUGGUAGACCUGAGACAGGUCUAAACCCACAGCAGAACGCUGCCCCACAGUUGACCACCAGUGAAUACCCUUAGGACAAGUGUUCAGAGUUCAGGGUUGUGCAGUUCUAAGGAUCCAACUGGGACAGUGUAGGGGAUUCCUGAACUCCAUCUGACCCCGAUGUUGGAAAUACCUGGGAUCGUCUUCAAUCACACUGGUAGGGCAGGCUUUGUAUUGUGGUUGGAGAGAGUUCAGGCAAACUACUUGGCCAUUAUUAAUAAGAACAGAUGAUUGGAUUUCGGAGAGCAAACUCCAACAUCAUUUAAAAAGCCAAUGUGAAUUGCACACCACAGUAUUUUCACAUAACACUAAUCGAGUUACGCUGUUAUACAAGGAAUCAAAACUUAAUGUGUCCAUGUGAAAUGGGUUUAUCGCUCACAACUGAGCGACUUAUCCACCACCAAAAUCACCGUGACUUGUUAUUUUGCUUAUUUUUAACACUACUAUGUGUGAAGCGGGGUUAGAUAACACAGGGACCCCCAUGUAAUUCACUGACCAGUCAAACACACUGUAUUUAUUUUUCUAUAGCGUUUUAAAUUUAUAUUUCAAGCUAUACUUCAAAAGAAAAAAGACUGACGAUAAUUUGGAGUAUACACUACUGUGGAGCGGAGGAGUUUUUGUACAAGUCAGACAGUGGAGACUCAAGGCAAUGGUGCGACUGUCAGACUGUAAUGUUGACAUGGCACAGUGUUUAUUGUAAGUGUAACAUUCACAAUGCAAACACCUAACUCUGCAAACUGUGAAAUCAUGACAUUAGGAAGCAAGGUUUUCUAGACAUUAUAAAAUAUAUUGCAGGAAGAUCUUAUUUUUGUGUCUGGCAUACCAAUUGAAUAUAGAUCCUGUUUUGUAUGUACUGACAGUGUUAUUGGACUCCUAUUUAAUGCUUAUCCAGGCUGUAACUAUCCUUCAAUAAGCUUGCACCAAUUGCAGAAUUCAGAUUUGGUUCCAACGUAGAAAUGUGUCAUCUAAUGGUAGUCAAAUUAUUGCUGCACCCUUUAGCGUUGACCCCUCUAAACCUAUCUUUCUAUCCUGAAGAUGUCUCUAGGUAUUUCAGGCCCAGGGCUUUUCUUGAAUGGCCAUUGACACAGUUGAUUCUGGAUCAGUGGUGCUGGAAGAGCACAGAAGUUCAGGCAGCAUCCAAGGAGCUUCGAAAUCGACGUUUC